Messenger RNA from Pantherophis guttatus, 1675 nucleotides. The record is from RefSeq and is a predicted model, not a curated record. Lineage: Eukaryota; Metazoa; Chordata; Lepidosauria; Squamata; Colubridae.
AUGAUCCCUCUCUCUCUUUCCCUCGCCCCGGUCACAACCCUGGUGGAGGCCUGGGAAGAGACUGCUACCAGGGCUCUGGACCAGGUUGUUCCUUUGCAGCCUCUGACUCAUCGCAGAUCCCGGCCGGCUCCCUGGUUUACCGAGGAGCUCCGGGAGAUGAAGCGGCAUAGACGAGGCCUAGAGAGCUGUUGGAGAGCAAGCCGUUCCGAAUCCGACCGAUUUCAAUUAAGGUUGGCCACAUGGGCCUACCUGGUGGAGUUGGCGGCGGCAAAGCGCCACUACUUCACCGAUGUCAUCGCAUCCGCAGAGAAUCGCCCGGCUGCCCUGUUCAGGGUGUCCCGCUCCCUCUUAAAUCAGAGGGUGAGGGAAGAUCCUUUACAGGGACGAGCCGAGGAGUUUGGUCAGCACCUGUCGGACAAAAUCACUCGAAUUCGGGACGGCUUGGACUCUGACUGGACAGAGUCAGACGGGGGUGAGACAGCGGGUCCUGUGUUUUGGGAAGAGUUCGAUUCUGUUACCCCAGAGGAAGUGGACAGGAUCAUGGGGAAGCUGAGUGCGACCACCUGUAAGAAGCCAGCCUUGGACCCAGCUGUAUUAAAUCAUUUUCGUCCAGUCUCCAACCUUCGCUUUUUAGCGAAGGUUGUUGAGAAUGUGGUUGCACAUCAGCUCCCGCUGGUCCUGGAUGAAGCGGAUUACCUCGACCCGUACCAAUCGGGUUUCAGGCCCGGGUACAGCACGGAGACAGCAUUGGUCGCACUGGUGGAUGAUCUCUGGAGGGCCCGGGACAGAGGUCAUUCCUCUGUUCUGGUCCUUCUGGAUCUUUCAGCGGCAUUUGAUACCAUUGACCACGGUAUCUUGCUGCGUCACCUCGAGGGGUUGGGAGUGGGAGGCACUGUUUUACAGUGGUUCUCCUCCUACCUCUCGGGUCGAACGCAAGCGGUGUUGGUGGGGGGGCAGAGAUCGACCUUGAGGCCCCUCACCUGUGGGGUGCCUCAAGGGGCCGUUCUCUCACCUCUCCUGUUCAACAUCUAUAUGAAACCGCUAGGGGAGAUCAUCCGUGGUUUUGGGGUGAGGUAUCAUCAGUACGCUGAUGAUACUCAGGCAUUUGCCCAGAUACGUCUGGUGCGCCAGUUGCGUCCCUACUUGGACCGAGAUGCCCUACGCACAGUUACUCAUGCGCUGGUCACCUCACGGAUUGACUACUGCAACGCUCUCUACAUGGGGCUGCCCUUGAGGACCACUCGGAGGCUUCAGCUGGUGCAAAAUGCAGCCGUGCGGGUUGUGAUGGGAGAAUCCCGAUACUCCCAUGUUACACCCCUCCUGCACGGUUUGCAUUGGCUACCGGUUGCCCUCCGGGUAAGAUUCAAGGUGCUGGUGUUGACCUAUAAAGCCCUACAUGGCUUAGGACCAGGAUAUUUGGCGGACCACCUACAGCCAGCAACAACAUCCCAUCGCCCGGUUCGCGCCCAUAGAGAGGGCCUACUCAGGGUGCCGUUGGCUAGACAGUGGCGGCUGGCGGCUGCCAGGGGUAGAGCCUUCUCGGUUGGGGCGCCCACCCUCUGGAAUCAACUCCCCUUGGAGCUCCGACUAGCGCCUGACCUUCGCACCUUCCGCCGGGAAUUAAAAACUUGGCUUUUCAAAUCCCUUGACCUGGUCUGAUGAUGGGGUUUUAAGG